Molecule: messenger RNA, 3984 nt
Organism: Exophiala aquamarina CBS 119918
Lineage: Eukaryota; Fungi; Ascomycota; Eurotiomycetes; Chaetothyriales; Herpotrichiellaceae
Exons: 2
Coding region: 1-3984 (1327 amino acids)
Cellular component (GO): HDA1 complex
Source: RefSeq, a predicted model, not a curated record
AUGAAGAAGCCCUACAAGCCAAAUCUCGUGGAAUACAGCAAGUCGUCGACCAAGCGCAAGAAACCUUCCGAUACCCCUACCCCCAUCACAGAACUCAACACCGCCGCUGCCAUAUCCUACUCAGAGCGAAAAGAGGUCCCUUGGGAAGAACAGAGGACUCUCCCCAAGCGGUUUCAUGAAUCAGGCAUUGGCACCUGGCCGGCCUUGAGAAUCAUCAACGAACGUGGUUCGGGCAAGAAGAGAGAGUACCUGUUAGAGUGGGAGCCACACCCGUACACCAAAGAGGUCUUUCGCCCUGACUGGACUGCCGCCACAAGCGUUGGCGUCGCGCUCGUGGAAGCCUGGAAGAACCAGAAGAACCCUCUCAAUCAAGUUUCCGGAUCAUCGAAUGCCAGCGACCGACUCGCGAAUCUCGAGGAACGCAGAAAAAGGGUCACACACACUAUUCAAGAUUCUUCCAGUGAGCCAGGAUCGCAGAACAUCACGCUCCCAACCACGGCAGCUCCGCCAGCCAAAACAUCCAAAACUCCAGACUCUUCAAAUCCACGCCGCGGCAUCCCUUUAUCAUUUCUUGAGAAGAGUCACUCUGUAUCAUCGCCGUUAGAAAUCGCCGAAACACAACAAGAGACUUCUCAGCAGUGGCAACGUCAACUUGUCUCUGUGGACAUUUCUCCCCCCGACAUCAAUACAGCAGAUUACGAAUCGUUGCGAAGUAGCCAGAUCAACUCUGCCGGCGGCAUAGAUUUCUCAUCUCCUCUGAAAUCUCAACUGAUAUUCUCACAACCUGAACGCACUCAGUCCUCGGCAAAAUCUGGGCCCAUCCCGGUCUCUACUCUGCUGACCAACAGACAAAAGAACGGCCUUAAGACUGCUAACAAGAAUCCGCCUUCUAAACUCAAUCCCUCAUCCUCAGUUUCAGCAAAUGGUCAACAGCCAUUGAAAUCUUCCCCUGAUCCUGUCAUCUCAUCAGGUGGGCCUCGCGCAAGCGUCAGUCAUCCCGAAUCAUCACCCACAUCAAGCAAAUUCGGUACACCGGAAUACGUCCCAAGUACGAACCAAGACUCACCACGAGGCAGGGCCGUUAGUAUCGAACUUGGGUCACAACUAGGAUCUCGUCGAAACGGCCAGGCUUUGAAAAUAUCUGACCUGAUUAUUCCUGAAUCAGACUCACAGAUUCUGGUAUCUCAAAAUCAGGCCGCUCAACCGGCAUCGCAAGCCUCGAUUCCCCGCAAUUCCUUUCCAUCGCCUUUGCCACAGGGUUUGCAGACUUCGAAUAAUUGCUCCAAGUCGCUGUUACAGCUAUCUAAUCAGGCAAAUUCAAACCCCCAUUCGCAAGGCAACAGUGUUUCCUCGCCUUGGGAAUUUCGCACACAACAUCCGGUGAAAGAGACUUCUGCGGCUCGCAACCUCUCAUAUCAAGAUCAUAAUCUGCCAACCACUUUGGGCAAACGACUACUCCAGCCUUUUAACUCGCCUAUUCGUUCGGGCGGCAAAGACUCGACACAGUUAAGGCAAGCCCAAGCAUCUCCUCCUGGCUCUACGACUUCGCCUUUGACACUCCGAGAAAGACUUCGUCAGGCCCGAGCUUCCACUACAUUCGCAGACUUGCUGUCCAAUACGGACAUAGAGACACACACGAACGACAUGGACAUGUCUCCGGCUUCAAGCGACACGUCUCCGGCUGCUGGCGGUCGCCAUGAUCGCUCGAGGGAGUCUCCUCUCGAAUCCAGUAGUGGAGCUCAAGGUGUCAUGUACGAUAACGCUAUAGGUGGUAGUGCGCUUCCAAUCCAAAAGUCCAUCGAACAGGAGCAAUUGCUUAAUGAUGAGCAAGACUCUGAAGGCUCAAAGGGAAGUUCUAGUCAACAAUCGGUCGAAAAUGAACGUGAUAUUGCUCAAGUUGACGGGUUGGUAUUGCCCAGCCUGCCAUUACUUGGCCCAAGUGAAUAUGCUCUUGGUCUUCCAGCAGAGGGCAAGAUUCAGUCAGUCUAUGCCGACAUCAUCAAAACCAAGAAGAAAGCCAUCCUCAAGUUCAUUAAUCGGCAUGAAGCCAUUGGCUCAGGCAAUACAUCUCCUAAUAGGACACAUGAGCGGAACGAGAUGAAUGAGCUGAUCCAACUACUGCAUAACACAACCACACAUCUCGACCUUGGUCUACCUGGAAUCUCUACGCAGUAUUCGAUCAACCCAGAGCAACAUGCCGCUUACGCUAACUACGCUGGUUCAAAAUUUUCACUCCUAGGACAUUUAGUCGAUACACUGAAAAGAGUCAGCUGUUCCAUCGUCAUCGCGGCACGGUCAGGUGUCAUUCAAGAUCUGCUCGAGCAGUAUUUGGAAACCAAAGAGAUCAAUGUCAAGCGACAUGAUCGAAGGAGUACUUCUCAAUCGCCGGAUGUGGAACGACCACACGAGUUUCAAGUUGAGCUCAUGAGCACGAUGUCGGACUACACGGUUAACUUGACUCGAACACCCAUUUUGAUGAUUGCUUUUGAUGCUUCGUUUGACGCGCAAGACCCUCAAAUCAAGCGUGUGCGCACGUUAGGGUUGGCUAGAUCGCGAACACUUGUUCCGGUUGUUCAUCUCUUGGUGACGAAUUCCUCGGAACAUGUUGAUCUAUGUAUUCCGAAGAGUCUGCCAUCGCCUAUACGAUUGAAACUACUUGUUCGUGCAACGUACCAAGCCCGCCCGAACCUGGGCGGAAAGCCGACAUACGUCCCCAAUCCUUCGGAUGAACCUCAAGGAAGAGCAAUGGACUUCUCGGAUCUACAACGCGCUCUGAGAAAGAGCCCUGAACGGAAACUUUACAUGUUGGCUUCGAUCAUUACACAAGCUGCCAUGUCAUCCGACUUUGACUCCAAAUGGGGCCUGGGUUCGGUGUCGGAAUUGCAGUUGACUGAAGUCACUGACAGCCCGCCUAAGGUCAGUGGUACCAGUACUGUAGCUGAAACUCCCAAGGACGCUUUUCCACGAUCACGUACUCCUGUCUCUCGUGCAGAUACACCGUCUGGGAAGAAGCGACUGCUAGAAGUCGAAAACGCCGUGGUUGCUCUGAACAAGCGUCAACGUCUCACGCCUACACCUUUGCGUGAAACAGAAAAUGGCAAGAGCAAUGUACAGGUUGCUCAGCCUGUUCAAGCUCAAGACCUCAUCAACAAGCUCCAAGCCGAGCUUACCAAAGAAAGAGAAGCCAGGCUAAAGGCCGAGGAAGAGAAAGAGAAGGUUCAGUUGCAAUUGGACCAAUGGAAAUCAGAUCAUGCGGCGCUCUUACGACGUUAUGAGAAACGAAUGAAGAAAUGUCACGAGCAAGAAAAGACUAAUACCAAACUGGUUCGGACCAUCGAAAAUAAUAAAUCAAGACAAGAGAGGACUAUCGAAGACAACACCACGCUCAAGGAGAAAGUCAAGGGCCUACAACAGGAGCUGAACGCAACACGCGAGGCGAUUAAAUACGGCGGUGGGGAUGCCGCUACCGUGGAGGUGGCUAGAGAAGAAGCUCGAUCUCUUUUGGCAAAGAACAUGCAUUUGGAAAAGUCCCUUGAGAACACUCGCAAGGAUUUUGAAUUCACCAGAGCACAGUACCAAGAAGCCUCCAACAAAGCGGCUGAGUUUGCCAACCAAGCUAGGGAUCUUGAGGAGAAAGUAUCAGAUUUGUCGAAACAGGCAGGUGACGAGAAGCGUCGCUUGCGGGAGAUGAAUUACCAAGAGAGCCUCAACCACCACCUGUCGAAGAUCGCCGAGCUAGAGCAAGAGAAGAGAACCAGAGAUGUGCUCUUGAAGAAGAUUGAGGAGGAAAAUCGCCAACUGAAGCGCAAUCGCGGCGUGCAAACUCGUGGAAGUAGUGCUCAGCCACCUGGAAGUCCUGGGCUGGAUGCACCGAGUGGAAGCCGAGGUCCACGGAGCCGUCAGAAUAGCCCGGCACCUGGUUUGUUCCCACAUCAUGGAAAUACGGCUACAAACCGUGGGAGCUUGCUGAGACAUGAGCGAUAA